Messenger RNA from Neolamprologus brichardi, 7326 nucleotides. It is a transcript of the gene pex5la, whose product is annotated as peroxisomal biogenesis factor 5-like a. NCBI's taxonomy places the organism in Eukaryota, Metazoa, Chordata, Actinopteri, Cichliformes, Cichlidae. Gene Ontology annotation, cellular component: peroxisomal membrane; cytosol. The record is from RefSeq and is a predicted model, not a curated record. Gene Ontology annotation, molecular function: protein binding. Gene Ontology annotation, biological process: protein import into peroxisome matrix, docking.
AGGAGCGUCAAAACAUUUAAAGCAAGACCGAAAGGAAAACGCGCUCAGAAUGAAGACUUGAAUCUCGAGAGAAUUUUGUUUUUGUUUGUUUGUGUUUUUCAUGUAAGGACUAUUUCAGGAAUCUGCAACGCAUUAAAAACCAGGAAAGAAAAGAAAGUGCCGUCCGGCGUCGCUCCCCGUGUGUCAGCGCGCUGAGGUAUCCUGGAUGAGCGCAAAGUGUCAGCUUCAGCACCCGAGCAGAGGACAGCUCCGCUCUGUCGGCUCCUUUUUGGACCUCCAGUCCAAAAACUCUCCUUCGGCUUCUGAUGUCCACACUUGGAGUUUGACACUGUGCGCCCCACACGAGCCGGGAAGAAGCGUAAAAGGAAGAUCCAGUGACGGAGACCGACUGUGUGCUCAAUAUGUACCAGGGGCAUUUACAGGGGAAAGACUCUAGGGCUGCAGAUAAGACUGUUGCCAUGGUCCUGAAGGAGAUACCAAGUAAGGCGUCAUCAGAAGGGAAGCCCCUCCUCACAGUGACUACCAAGCUGGUGAGUGAGCAACAAGAGAGCCGCCCGCUUCUAAGCCCGUCUAUCGACGAUUUCCUCUGCGAGACCAAGUGCGAUGGGGUUUCCCGCCCAGUUACUUCCAACACAGCCGUUCUCUCUUCAACUCUGGACCUGCUAGAUCUCAGCGAACCCGGAGAGAGGAGAAACAGCAGGGACAGGAAGAGCGCCCUGUUGUCCCAGGGAGACAGCCAGAAGAACAGCUCACACAGGAAAAAGACGGAUGAGACAGAGCUGAUCCAGGUGGAAGUUGAACACACGGGACCAAGCAUGCGGACCCCAGAGAGGGCAUCACUGGACUCAGUUACAAUCGGCUCACUGGAUAAAUGGGAAGAAUUGAAUCCCAACCCUGAAAGAAACGCCAACAGAAAAUGGAAGCUGGAGAGACGACGUUCUUCUAAAAAUUCCUCUAACGAGUUUCUGUGGUCCAUAGAUUGUAAAACACAGACAGACUCGUCUAACAAGAAUACGCUGGAAACAAACACCAAACUGGAACCAGAGUCUGCGCUGGCGUCACAACUCAACAGGCAGUAUAUUAGUGGAAGACAUGCUCGCCUAACGAAGGAGCAGCGGUGGGGGAGCGCGCUCCUGUCCAGACAUCAGUCCCUGGAGGAGGAGUUUGAGCGGGCCAAGGCUGCUGUUGAGUCAGACACCGAGUUCUGGGAUAAGAUGCAGGCAGAGUGGGAAGAGCUGGCUCGGCGAAACUGGCUGACGGAAAACGAGCAGGCGCAGAUUCCCUCCACUGUGUCUCCGUACGAGAAGGGUUACUACUUCCACACAGAUAAUCCUUAUAAGGACUUGCCUAAUGCAUUCGAAGAGGGACUGAAGAAAUCCCGAGAGGGAGACUUGCCAAACGCUGUGCUUUUGCUGGAAGCAGCUGUCCUACAGGACCCUCACGAUUCAGAGGCCUGGCAAGUCCUCGGGACCACCCAGGCUGAAAAUGAGAACGAGCAGGCAGCGAUUGUCUCCCUCCAGAGGUGUUUGGAGCUCCACCCAAACAACCUUAUAGCGCUCCUGGCUCUGGCAGUGAGCCUGACCAACACUGGUAUGCGCCACGAUGCCUGUGAGGCCCUCCUCCGCUGGCUGAGACACAAUCCCAAGUACAAGCAUCUUGUCAAAGGCAAGACUCAUCUAACGGGAUCUCCAAACUCCCAGCGCAGGAUGUCUCACGCUCCCAACCUGGGCAGACAUGAAAGCUCCCUGCUACCAGAGGUCAAGGAGCUCUUCCUGGAAGCCGUUCAGCAGAACUCUGACAGCAUUGACCCAGAUUUGCAGACGGGCCUCGGGGUGCUCUACAACCUCAGCGGAGAGUUUAACAAAGCCGUGGAGGCCUUCAACACGGCUUUGUCAGUGCGGCCCGAGGACUACUUGCUGUGGAACCGCCUCGGGGCCACGCUGGCGAACGGCGAUCGAAGCGAGGAGGCGAUGGAGGCUUACACAAGAGCCCUGGAGCUGCAGCCGGGGUUUAUCCGGUCCCGCUACAACCUGGGCAUCAGCUGUAUUAACCUGGGGGCACACAGAGAGGCGGCCAGCAACUUCCUGACUGCCUUAAGCCUUCAGAGGAAAAGCCGGAGUCGCCAGCAGUCCCACCAGGUGAUGUCUGGAAACAUCUGGGCGGCUUUGAGGAUAGCUUUAUCCAUGAUGGACCAGCCUGAACUCUUCCAGGCUGCAAAUAUCGGCGACUUGGAUCUUCUCAUGCGGGCCUUCAACUUAGACAUUUGACGACCAGGAGGCAGUAAAGCUAACAUCUGCCCCCUCUUCACUUACUCUCUUAUUUCUACCCAACAGCCAAAAGUCCAAAGUGCACACAUCAGAAUGGACUGAUGGACGUCAGAGACAACAGUGUAUUUUUACGCACGUCCAAAUUAACUACGUCAAAGCUAUUAUAUUUUCACCCAAGUACCUCGGAGCAGGGGACAGGUUCUUCCAAGGGUUUGAAGGGACUGCUCUGUGUUGGAUUUGCACUGUAAUUUGUGAUUUCCCUGAAGAGCACAAGGACGGGCAAAGAUUGUACGAGCAAUGCCUUAGAGAACACAUCAAUUAAACCUGAGUCAUCCAGCGGAACAGAGCAGAGACGGCUGUACGAGCCUGACCUCACAGGCCGUUUUCACAGAAAAGAGGAAAAACGUUUCCCGAUUUCUCUCCUGAAGGAUUUAGUGAGCAAAGACUGCAGCAUAUAACUCCAGACUCUGUUCCUGGCUUAUUUUCAUCCUCUUUCAAUGGGAAAAUAACGAUACUGCAUGAAUAAGCAUUUUCAUAACUGGAUUCUUGUUUAACAUACUUUUAGAAAUUUUCCCUUUGCACAUAAACAGAUAUAACUUCCUCAGUCCGAGUGGAAUGUGCAAGCCAGGUCUGUAAAGCCUUACCCGAAAGCAUGCGACCAACAAUAUUUAUUUAUACUAUUUUUAUGAAAACAGAAAAAACCCACACUAAGCCAUUUUCAGACUAGUUUCAUUUUCUUUAAAUAACUGCUGUUUUUGAACUUGAAAGCUUUCUGAGCCACUAAUUUUUGUUUCGCUGGUUUUUUCUCUCCUUUUUUUUGGCUCCUAGCUCCUCUUUGUUCCCUUUAAGCUGACUGCAGAAACACAGAAAAGCUGAGCAACAGCAAUCUAUAAAACCUUCAUUAGUCUUUUCAAACUUUAGCAUAUGAAAACGUUAUUCUUAGUCUAAAAAUAUCUCUUUUUAUCUUCUUCUGCUAGUUCUGGGAUGGCGUCAGAGCUCCUAAUGACUACUGUACACAUUAUACAGUCCUUUUUAUUUUUGCUGACCGGUUUGUUUUCUGUUGUCUGCUGACGCCGUCACUGCCGUCUUUGCUGCUCCUCCAAAGACAGCAAGGCUCAUGCAUUUAAUAGUCAUAAUGCACGAUUUAAAUAUUUACGUAAGCUUGGGCAGAAUGCUGCACAUGUAUGAUGAACGCUGUUCGUUUCACCACACACUUCACAUCAGAUGUUCAAACUCGAGAUGGUUAUGCAUCUGCAGAAAACAUGAAUGCAGUGACUCUCCUGCUGCAGGCAGAAAGCUUUUCCUUACACUUUUUAGCUGACAGCUUCACUUGCAUCACUGCUGCUAGUUUGAAAGUCACUCUCUGACGUGAAUACCCUGUACCUCGCUGUGCAACAGAGUAAAUGAUAGAUAAUCUUCUGUACUGCAUAGCUCAGCACAUUCGGGUGUUUAUCAGGCGUGUCCACGGUCUGGGUGCUGCAGAAAGUGGUUUUAUUGUAGCUCCUAUGCAAAAGGUCAUGUUUUAUGUUGCCAUUCUGAAUUGUUGCGGGUCCCCGUCUGCCUCGGCGGACCGAAAGGAAGCGUCGUUUCGGUGUUUGGAAAGAACGCUAUCAGGCAGAACCAGAGACCAGAGCGAGAGCCAUUCAUCUUCCAAACUGUACAGCCGGGUGUCACGGUCUGUACAAGAAGAAGUGUUUCAUCGGGAAGUUGCCAGAAUGAAAACAAGUGAGAAUGAAAACAAGUGUGCUCCCAGGGAGAAAAGUGGUCAGAGGCUCUGACUAGAAGAAAGACUGAUCGACACAAAGAGUGCAGCCUUCUGCUUUUAGAGCCAGGCGCACGGACACGGCGUCUUUGACAUCAGUCGCAUCCAUCAAAUUCAUCCAUGUGUUGAGCUUUAUCAAGCUCCAUACAUUCUGUCCUUGUUGUCACACUAGCUGCAUUAAUAUAUUCGCGUCUGUGGCACUGAUGAAAAAAGAUCAGCUGCUCUACUUGCAGAUACUUAAAAAAUGUUGGCACAGACUCUAUUUAUCACACACCAGGAUAAACAGAUCAAACACUGGACGAGGAGUCAGAGAUACACAGCACAUAUGUGCAUGCCUCUAACAGUCGGCCUCAGAGGGGAGCGAACAGCGACUUUGGCAGUGAGGCCAGAGCAGGGUGCAUGCACAAAUGCAUCCACUGUGGGAGACUGGACGAUGAUAAAAGGUGUCCUUCACUGGAGCCAAUCAGGUUUACAUCAGGAGCUCAUGUUUGAUUUCUGUUUGAUUAGCAUUAAAUUACUGUGGGAGUCAAAUGUAAGCAUGCCUGUAGCUCCAUGCGAGGGUCUGAUGCCAGGUUGGCCCAGACUCAAAGGGGUGGCGUGAAAUUUGCUUCCAGCACGUCUCCAAAAACAAAAGUGUGACUCGGCCAGCAGAAUGGGUUUAACCAAAUAACUGCAAAGUUUGUGACGGCGCCAUGAACCUGCAUCGAGCUUUAGAGCCGUCUGGCUGUUAGCGUUUUAAUAUAAUAAAGUUAAAGCUCUGCAAUCCCUCACCUGCUUUCUUGGGUGUUCAGCCGCUGUUCUUCAGAUCACUGCCACACUGUCACACCUGUCAGUCGUAAUACUCUCGUCCAAUCACCUUCUUGCCCGCCUUCUUUGAGCCAAUUAGCUUCCACUCUGGUUUAAAUCUGUGCUCUUCAUCAUUCUCCCUUUCAGGCUGUCAUUUGCACAACCCACCUCGUCCCCAUCUCCAUUUUCACGUUCACCACCACCAGCGUCUAGACUCCAGGGGGUCCUGUCCUAAAUCCUGUUACUGCUGGGAUGUAAGACGGGUCACCAGAGUCUGAUCGCCAAAUACGUUCAUUUCUUUGUCAUCUUCAGUUCUUGAUCUCUCCUUAUUGAACAGGAGAUAUUAUCAGUAUGUCAGCAUUGCAGAGUGAGUGCUGCAUUUAGCUCCACUUUCAGGCUCACAGAGCAGCUGGCAUCCAGUGCACGACGCUCCCCCUUCAGUUUCCUUUGCUUUAACCCAACCCUGUAGUAGGUCUCUAUCAGCGAGUGGUUCUGCAGGCCAGGAGCUGUUCCACAUUCUUACCUGACAUGCCCGUCCUCCCAGGUGUUUUACAAAAUCUAGUUGUCUUAUGAGGCCCUCGCUCUUUUCCAUUACAGGUUACCACAGGUUCAUGUUUUUUUAAGGAAUCAUUGCUGGGCCACAACCUUCUUCUGCCGUCCACAUCAUCCCAUCAUGCAUUGAGAUAGGAUGCAGUUUUCUUUAUUUGCUGAACCUACUACUGUACCUUCUCAGGUGAACUGACCUAGCCUAACGCAUGCACCUGUGCAACAAACCGAGGCUGUUUGCAUGUUAGAUCCUUUACAUUUCUACUUUUUUAAUGACGUUUUCAUUCGUAUGCAUGACAUACAUGGAAGUGCUUUCUCUCUCGACCCCAAGAAAAGUAAAUAUAUCGUGAGGUUUCCUUGCAAUAUUGCUAUAAUGCACUUUUGAGUUCGCAAACUUAAACAUGAUGUAUAUAAACAGUAUGUAUUCUACACAAGAUGCUUUUUCUUGCAUGGAAGUGUGAGGCUCAAAAUAACGAGGCCCAGCACACUGCAAACAUACUUCAGCUUGAAUACUGGAUAAUCAUAGUUAUGCACAAAUGUUAUAUUUAUUACAAAUUACAAACACGUUUGUAGCCACUGCAAUGACCCCAACCUAUAAAGCUGUCUAGCUGUUAUUGCACAACUCUUAGUGCUGUUUUUAUGUAGACUUUCACAACCUGCUGCGACCCUUUAACCACUGUUUUUAUAAGGUUUUAAUGUUUGCAAGAAUCACUGCUUCAAUAGUUCAGUUUACACUGAAGAGGGAGAGUAAACGUGGACAGUCAUAAAACUUACACAGACUUGCUCACCGUGUCUUCUGCUGUGGAGACCUGAAGUGUUCAAAGGUGUUACGCAGUUUUAUGGAUUGAAAACAGACCAAAUACAAUCGUACAUGCUCACUGACUGCUUUGUUAGCUACACCUGUGCAGCUGCAGAGAUGCAGAUGUGAUUGUGAAUGUGGUUGUUGGUACCAGAAGGACUCGUGUGACUACUUCAGAGACUGUUGACUCCUCUAUAGUUUACACAGAGUCUGAAACAGGAGCAGCAGAUGUAGAAGAAGUGAACACGUCACCACAGCUGUCAGCUAACAGGAAACACACGGACCAUCAAAACUGAAGAUUCGAAACACGUCUGAUGCUCCUUGAUUCUCCUGACAUUCAGAUCAGGUCAGAGUUUGGCAUAAGCAUGAAAACAUGGCUGCCUGUGUCAGUGGGUCAGGUUGGUUGUGGUGUAAUUCUGGUCCCCUUGGUAUAAAAAUGAGCAUCAUUUAAACACAGCAGCCUACCUGACAAUGACCACGCUGAUAAAUGUUUCCAUUCAGCUACUUGAAUAAAAUAAGAUUUAAUUAUAUAUUGAAUUUAUUAAAAAUGUGCAGGGAUACUAGCAAGGUGUACCCAACGAACUAUCCAGUUAACGAUCCUAAUGAGGCAAUCACAUCUUUGGCUCCAGCGUGUUUCUAUUAACUGAAACAUGAAUAAAUACCCAGACACACAAAUAAUUCUUCAUUCUAAUGAAACAAUGAUGCUGAAAUAAAAAGGUCAAAAUAAGACUCCAGAGCAGGCACAUUAUUCUUCAUUUCACUGGAAUAACUUUGUUUUUGUGUCUCAAUGAGACACUUUUUAUUUGGCUUUGUCCACUUUUAUUAUCUUAAAAGAUUUGUGCUUUUAAAUGUUGGUGCUGAGGUGCAGAAAAUCAUAAAGCAUUUAUGAAGUGAUGGCUUCACUGGUUGGGCUCAUUACGGUUGCUGUUGCAGACUCCUCCACUGCUGCGGUUCAGAACUUUGUUCUCAUUUAUUUGCGUCACACGUAUAUGAAUCAUAUAUUUUGAGGGAUGAAAUUAGAAAUAAUGUAAUUUGUAUACAGCCACUCGUUUAUUGAAACACCUAUAAUGCAUAUUACUCUCCCUGUAUAAUCACGAGGACAGCAGUAGCACCUUUGGAACAAUAUGAAAGUAAUCUUUUAAAAUAAAGUGUUGUUAUAUAUUCGA